CGUCUCCAACAAGAGCACUCAACCGAUAGAUCUUUCUCUUUUUGCCGUUUUGCAUCAUUUUUGAACUUCCAUUUUUCCCUAAAGAAAAACCCAUCAAAAGUCACUGAUCGCUUUCACCGCCAGCGAACUCGCGAGUUGUUCUCGUUGAAGUUGGAGAAACUUUUGUGAUUUAGGGAUUGUUUGGUAUACAGGGGAGACUUAAAAAGGAAGUUAAGUGUUUGUGUUGGAACUGAUGGGGUUUUUAAGUACUAUUUUGGGUUUAUGUGGUUUUGGAGUUGGGAUUUCAGCGGGUCUUGUUAUCGGUUACUAUCUCUUCAUCUUCUUUCAGCCUAGCGAUGUCAAGGAUCCUGAAAUCCGUCCAUUGGUUGAGCAAGACUCGGAGACUUUACAAAGGAUGCUUCCAGAGAUACCGCUAUGGGUAAAAAACCCAGAUUAUGAUCGUGUUGACUGGGUAAACAAGUUUUUGGAAUAUAUGUGGCCUUAUCUUGACAAGGCCAUUUGCAUGACUGCCAAGAAUAUUGCCAAACCCAUAAUAGAGGAGCAAAUUCCCAAGUACAAAAUUGAUGCUGUCGAAUUUGAAAAGCUUUCAUUAGGAUCUUUGCCGCCAACUUUCCAAGGUAUGAAGGUGUAUGUCACAGAAGAAAAGGAGUUAAUUAUGGAACCAUUAAUAAAGUGGGCUGCAAAUCCUGAUGUUACUCUUGCUGUAAAAGCAUUUGGCCUAAAGGCAACUGUCCAGGUUGUGGAUUUGCAAGUGUUCGCUCUACCACGUAUUACCUUAAAGCCUUUGGUUCCAAGCUUUCCUUGUUUUGCAAAUAUCUUCGUGUCCUUGAUGGAGAAGCCAUAUAUUGACUUUGGAUUGAAGCUUAUCGGGGCUGAUCUCAUGUCCAUACCUGGUCUUUACAGGUUUGUCCAGGAACUCAUCAAAGAUCAGGUUGCAAACAUGUAUCUUUGGCCUAAAACCCUGCAAGUACCAGUUCUGGAUCCAUCAAAAGCUUUUAAGAGGCCUGUAGGAAUUCUCCAUGUGAAAGUUAUAAGGGCAAUGAAGCUAAAGAAAAAAGAUAUUUUGGGUGCAUCAGACCCUUAUGUUAAAAUAAAGCUAACUGAGGAUAAGCUUACAUCUAAGAAAACUGCUGUGAAGCAUAAGAACCUGAACCCUGAAUGGAAUGAGGAACAUAAUAUGAUUGUCAAAGAUCCCCAGACCCAGGCCUUGGAGCUUCAUGUUUAUGACUGGGAGCGGGUAAGAUUUACAAUUUUUUUUCUUUUUAGUUUAUUUGAAGUUCUAUCAUUUGUUUCUAUUGUUACCUUAACUAUUUAUUCUUGUUCUCAGGUUGGGAAGCAUGACAAGAUGGGAAUGAAUGUGGUUCCUUUGAAAGAACUUACUCCUGAUGAGCCCAAAGUUUUGACCCUUGAACUUCUUAAAAAUAUGGACUUAAAUGAUGCUGAAAACAAGAAGUCGCAUGGGCAGCUUGAGGUGGAGCUAACAUAUAAACCCUUCAAAGAAGAUGAAAUACCAAAAUCUUUUGAUGAGUCAAAAUCACUGCAGAGGGCUCCUGAUACUACACCUGAUGGUGGAGGAGUGCUUGUAGUCGUUAUCCACGAGGCGCAAGAUGUUGAAGGAAAGCACCACACGAAUCCAUAUGUGACAGUUCUUUUUAGAGGCGAGAAGAAAAAGACUAAGCAUGUAAAGAAAAACAGAGAUCCAAGAUGGGAAGAGGAAUUCACAUUUAUGCUGGAUGAGCCUCCCGUUAACGAUAAAUUGCACGUGGAAGUUCUCAGCAGUUCGUCAGGGAUUGGCCUGCUGCAUCCGAAGGAAACACUAGGUUAUGUCGAUAUAAAUCUUUCCGACGUUGUUAACAACAAAAGAAUCAAUGAGAGGUACCAUCUGAUAGACUCGAAGAACGGACGGAUCCAGAUCGAGUUGCAAUGGAGAACUAAAUGAUUCCAUUUCUUGAAUUCAGGAUUACACCAUACAUACAUACAGACAGACA
Hibiscus syriacus is the source of this 1988-nucleotide messenger RNA. RefSeq names its product synaptotagmin-1-like. The transcript is spliced from 11 exons. Gene Ontology annotation, cellular component: endoplasmic reticulum. The record is from RefSeq and is a predicted model, not a curated record. Gene Ontology annotation, molecular function: lipid binding. NCBI's taxonomy places the organism in Eukaryota, Viridiplantae, Streptophyta, Magnoliopsida, Malvales, Malvaceae. The coding region runs from base 233 to 1939 and encodes 568 amino acids.